CUCGCAAUCAGUUAUCACCAGCCACCGACAAAGCUAGUAAGAUCUAAAUUAUCUAAAAACUAAAACAAAAGAGAAAGAUCGUAGAAAUUUCGCGGAGUUUUCUUGAUCAUCUUCAUCUUCAGCUGAUCCUUUCUCUCUCUCUCUCUCACUUUCCCUCCUCUCAACCCAAAGUCUCUGUUUUUCGUUACCCAGAAAUCUAAAUCCAAGUCUCGGACAUCAAACAUCAAACCCUGAAACUGAGCGUUAAACCCAUUUUGUUGACAUCCUUACAUUUCUCAAUUGUCCGCCACUCUUACCCACCAAACCACGAUUUCUUUUGUAAACUUCCCCGCCAUCCCUCUCUAUCCACCACUCUACCACCCAUGUACCAAAUCCUCAGUAGUGUCUUACGACGGUGCUUCAAGCGGAAGCGGGAGCCAGAAUCCGAGGACCAAAACGAGCCUCGCAAGGUUCUCGUCGUUGAAGGCGCAAACGAAGACGUCCAAUCAAACUCAAUCACAAGAAGCACCUCGUCAUCUUCUCAAUCUGGUUGGGACCACGACGUUUUCUUGAGUUUCAGAGGUGAAGAUACCCGCAAGAACUUCACUGAUCACCUUUACAGUGCCUUGGGUCGAGCUGGAAUUAAUACCUUCCGAGAUGAUGAGGGGCUUGAUAGAGGGGAGAGCAUCUCUAGGGAAUUACUCAAUGCGAUUCGUAGAUCAAGGAUUUCUAUUGUGAUUUUCUCUAAAGGAUAUGCUUCUUCUACGUGGUGCCUUGAUGAACUUGCAGAGAUCGUGAACUGUAAGAACACCAUAGGCCACACUCUUCUUCCCAUAUUUUAUCACGUGGACCCUUCGGAUGUCCGAAAACAGUCUAAAACUUUUGCAGAAGCCUUUAUUUGGCAUGAAAAGCGGUUUCAGACUGAUAUGAAAAGGGUGCAGAGAUGGAGGGAAGCUCUUACCGAAGUUGCAGAAUGUUCUGGCUGGGAUCUUGAAAGCUUUGCAAAUGGGUAUGAAUCAAGAUUCAUCGAAAAAAUUGUUGAAGAAGUCUCGUGUAAAGUGAACCCCUCUCACUUGAAUGUUGCCGAACACCCAAUAGGAAUGGAGUCUCGUGUUGAUGAUAUUAAAGAUUUAUUAAAUCUUGGAACAAGUGAUGUUCGCAUUGUGGGCAUUUAUGGAAUGGGUGGCAUUGGUAAAACAACUCUAGCAAAAGCUGUCUACAAUAAAAUAUGUGAUGUAUUUCAAGGAAAUAGCUUUCUUUCGAACCUCAAAGAAAGUUCAGAAAAGCAUGGCUUAGUUCAUUUACAAGAACAACUUCUUAAUGAUAUCUUCAAAACAAAUUUAAAGAUCUGUAAUGUUGAUAGCGGAGUCAGUAUAAUUGAGAAAAGAAUUCAAGGAAAAAAAGUUCUUGUUGUUCUUGAUGAUGUUGAUGACUUUGAAAACCUACACAAGUUGGUCAAAAAGCAAUGGUUUGGUCAAGGAAGUAGAAUUAUUGUAACAACUAGAGAUGAACGUUUGCUAAGUCAAUUGGAAGUAGAUAAAAAAUAUAAAGUAGAAGAACUAAAUCAUUGGGAGUCUCUUCGAUUGUUCAGUUGGCAUGCCUUCAAGAUGUACAAUCCAAAAGGAGAUUACUCGGAGCUUUCGAUUGAAGUAGUGAAGUAUGCUGGGGGACUUCCGUUAGCUCUUGUGGUUUUGGGUUCUUUUCUUAAGGGAAGAGCCAUUGCUGAAUGGAAAAGUGAAUUGAAAAAAUUACAAAGAACUCCUUAUGACAAGAUUCAAAAAAUACUUAAAAUAAGUUUUGAUUCAUUGGAAAAAACUCAACAGUACAUAUUCCUUGAUAUUGCAUGUUUCUUUGUUGGUAUGGACGAAGAAGAUGCUAUCAAAAUAUUUGAUGGUUGUGAAUUCUGUCCAACGAGUGGUAUCCCUACUCUUAUUCAGAGGUCACUUGUGUCAAUUGAUUACCAAAAGAAGUUGAAGAUGCAUAAUCUAAUUCGAGAUAUGGGGAGGGAAAUUGUUCAUGAAGAAUGUCCUGAAAAUCCAGGAAAACGAAGCAGGUUAUGGUUUCACGAGGAUGGCUUAAAUGUACUACGCAAUCAUUUGGGCUCGAAGAGAGUGGAGUGUCUCAUCUUAAAUCUCCCAGAACAAUUGAAAACUGAAGCAUUUAGAAAAAUGAAGAUUUUGAGAUUACUCCAAAUCAAUGAUGUAGAUCUCAUGGGAUCCUAUGAACAUCUCUCUAAAGAGUUAAAAUGGCUUUGUUGGCAUAAGUGCCCUCUGAAAUCUCUACCACAGGAUUUUCAUCUAAAGUACCUUGUUAUUCUUGACAUGCAGCACAGUAAUCUCGAACAAGUUUGGGAGACGGAGAAAAUAUUCAACAAUUUGAAGGUCCUUAAUCUCAGCAAUUCCAAAUCUCUCAUUAGAUCACUAGACUUCUCACAAGUCCCACAAUUGGAGAUAUUAAUACUUAAGGGUUGCACAAACCUCAAGGGCCUUCCAAACUUCUUAACAACCCCACAUCUAAAGAGUAUGAAUCUUGAAGGUUGUACAAGCUUGGUUGAGAUUCACGAGUCUAUUGGACUUCAAACAGGACUUAUUUUGUUGAAUUUACAAGGAUGUGAGAACCUUAGGAAUCUUCCAAGUAGUAUUUCUAACUUAAAAUCUCUUAAAACUCUUGUUGUGUCUAAAUGCUUUAGUCUUGCGAAAUUACCAAAACGAUUGGAGAAUAUGAUGGCUUUAACGGAGUUGUAUAUGGAGAACACUGCUAUCAAGCAACUACCGUCCUCAUUCAUCCAUUUGAGUAAUCUCGAAACUUUAUCAUUUCGUGGAUGUGAAUGUCUCAUCGAAUCACCGAAGUUUUUACGAACCUCACGUCUAUGGACACUGAUACUCGAAGGUUGUACAAGGUUGGUUGAGAUUAACGAGUCCAUUGGAUUUCUAAAAAGACUUUUUAGGCUAAAUUUACGAAGUUGUAAGAAGCUUAGGAAUCUUCCAAGUAGUAUUUCUAACUUGGAAUCUCUUGAAAUUCUUGACUUGUGGGAGUGCUAUAAAGUUGAAGAGUUACCGGAGCAAUUGGGGAAUAUGACGGCUUUAAAAAGCCUGAAUGCAGGGUGCACUGCUAUUAAGCAACUACCAUCCUCCUUUAACCUUUUGAAGAAUCUCGAAGAUUUAAGUUUUGUUGGAUGUGAAUAUCUCAUGAAAUCACCAGAGUUAUCAGAAACCUCAAAUCUAUUCGAACUGACAUUUGAAGGUUGUACAAGUUUGGUUGAGAUUCACGAGUCCAUUGGACAUCUAAAAUAUCUUGGUUCACUUGAUUUAAAAGGGUGCAAGAAGCUUAGGAGUCUUCCAAUUAGUAGCACUUCUAAUUUAGAAUCUCUUGGAAAUCUUAUAUUGUCUGACUGCUCAAAACUUGACAAGUUACCGGAACAAUGGGGGAAUAUGAAGGCUUUAUCGAUGCUUGUUGCAGACGGAACUGCUAUUGAGCAACUACCAUCUUCCUUGGGUGAUUUGAGCAAUCUUGAGAAUUUAAUAUUACCUGGAUGUGGAGGAACAUCCUCAUCAUGGAUAUCAUCCGAUAACUCCAACCGCAUGAGUUUGUUAUCCAUUUCUAAAUUACGUUCAUUGAUAGAACUAGAUCUUAGUGACCGCAAUUUGUCUGAAGAUGAGUUUUGCAUUGAAUUUGAAUGUUUAUCUUCACUUCGAAGAUUGAAAUUAUUAAGAAACAAUUUUCGUAUCUUACCUAGUUUCAUCAGCUGCCUUCCUAACUUAGAAGCAUUGGAUUUGAGUGAGUGUACUAGUCUUCAAUCAAUUUCACUUCCCACAAGAGUAAUAGGUUUGAAAGCAAAUGGCUGCACAUCAUUGGAAAGAAUCUCAAUUCUGACGAACGAGAGUUCAGGAUCUUUAGACCUUGACAUGUUCACCGUGUGCGAGUCAAUGUUUAUCCUUAAUAAUUGCCGCAAACUGGUUGAGAUUCAAAAUUUGGAGAGGUUGCAAUGUGUACCCCGUUCGGUUCACCUGGGAAGCUGCAACAAUCUAUCAUCGGAAUCUAUGAAUAGUGUUCUCCAGAUGAUGUGCAAGACAGAUUACGUUAGUUCCGUUCUCCUCCCCGGAAGUGAGAUUCCAAAUUGGAUUAGCCAUCAGGCAAUGGGUUCUUCAGUAUCUUUCCGUGUACCUCCGUUUUUGGAUGGCUGUAAAAUUAGCAAGGUGCUUUUAUGCAUUGUUUAUGCAGCAAACAAGGAAGCACCAGCUUUGGGUGAUGAAAUUUACUUCAUUUGGAGAUUAUGUAAUAAAAGUUCUAGAGACCAGUCCAACGACUGGUAUGACGUGGGACGAUGUGAGCUUAUAGAAAGAGCACCAGAUUUUGAUAUCUUUGAAGAUCAUAUACAUGCACAAGUGAUGGCUUGGCGCGAUACCUUAUGGUACAGACGAAAUAGAAUUAAGAUGAGAAGUGGAGAUGAAAUAGAGGUCGCCAUCGAUCUACAUACACGGUUCCAGGGAAGAGGUUGUAUGCGUAGAAUUGAUCCGCAAAUUGUGGAAGUGAAGAGGUGUGGAAUUCAUUUUGGACUUGAUGGUGAUGAGCCAAGUGUUAGAGAUGAUGAUGAGAUCUCUGAAAGUGAAAGUGAGGAGGAUUCACGAUUGUAGCCGUCCCUCACCAAAUUUAGACCACAAUUCCUCCCAAAUAUAUGACAGACAGUCGUGGCAGUUAAAAAAGCGAAUUGGUGAAAUGCAUGAGAAACCGUUUCUUGUUGUCACUCAAAUUCCCUCACAGACCGCAUCUGUCUGCCUUAAGCUGCUCCCACGCAUUCGUUCCUCACCACCGCUCCAGCUCUUGACUCGUCCACUUAAAGAUCUAGCACGGAACACGAGUCGAAAGCCAAAAAUUACAGAAGCCAUGUUCAUCUUCAAAAUCUCAUAUGGCUUGGUUCAAUGAUUCCGGUACAGAGAUUCCACUUUUCAUUUUUCACUCUCACAAUGACUUGGUUCAGAAGCCUAAUCCGAGUCUCCAGCAUCAAACCCGGAAACAGAGCGCUGAACCCAUUUUCAGCACAUGAAGGGCCUCCACACCAAGCUCUACGAAUUGUAUGCGUGUCUCCUCGGAACCACAUGGUGUUCACGCCCCUCCUGGCCUCCACCUACGUGGGGACCCUGGAGGCUGGAGUUCAGGUCCAUCGCCGAACCAACUAGCAGGAUCCAACCCGCCAUCUCUCUUGAACCUGGGUAUUACUUCUUUUUGUCCAAUUGUACGGGCAUUGAUGGCGAUAUUCAUUUGGCAAACGAGAUUAUUUUCCUUUGAUGAUCGCCUCAGGCACUAUGCUACUAAACAGUUGACAAAGGUAAGAGAUGCAUGAUCAAUGGGAAGAGCUUGUUUGUCUCUAUCUUAAAAAUGCCGUUGUGGACUAUGUAUUGCAUAUUCUCAAAUUGAAAGUUUGUCUAAUCUUCGUUAUGGAAGAUUAUGUUUAACUCUUUGGAAGUUCCAAAAUCUCCAGGUGGAAGGUUAGUUACUAGUUCUAUUUGGUUCAUGACAAUGCAUUUCUACAUCAUUCUCAGUCCCAUAUGAGGUCUCUCUAACUCUUGGGACAAUUGGCUGGGAAAUUCUGGAAAUCUUUUUGUAGUUGCAUAGGAAAGGCAGUUUGCUUUCGUUUUCCCUGACACCAUAUUAUAAUGCCUUCACGCAUCAAAUCAAAUUGGAUUUCAGUAUUUGUAUUCAGGAUUGGUGUUGAUGAGUGGUUACGCUUUCCUUCCGUGCAGGAUGUGUUUGCCACUGCUGAUUGCAGUGGGUUUCUUGAAAGUACUAGAAAACCAACUCUUCCAGCUUUGGCUCAGGUUGCAGAGCGGCAGGGGAAAUAUCUAUCACAUCGAUUAGAGCUGGUGGAGGUCAUGCCAAUGGAGCAAAUGACAUGGAACUCGGAGAUCCAUUUGUUUACAAGCAUGGCAACCAUUGGCAGAUACAAGGCUCUCGUAGAUCUUAGGCAGAGCAAGGAGCCUAUGCCUACCUAUAUUUCUUCUCCCUCCCUGCUCCUGAUAGUUGGAUGACAGGUUUGCGGGGGUCUAUAUACUAGUGCAGUUUGGCACGUUUCCUUGGGAUAUGUUGAGCAGAGUGCAAAUGACUUUGCCGCCGCAUCUCCAUGGUGUGAAUCCACUUUGAAUUUGAAGAUGAUCUCAAAUUAUGGACUUUUUUCUUGCACAGGCGUGAAGUGAAGAAAACGUUUCCUUGGGAUAUGUUGAGCAGAGUGCAAAUGACCUUUUAUAGAACCAUGCAAGGGAAUUCUUUUCGUUCCACUUCAGAGCUCUUAACACUUCAGAUCUGGGGAGAGCAUUUUCAGAGAAGACAGCCAUUGAUUGGACUGGUGAACCGGCAUUGCAGACUGCAUAACCUUAACUGAUACAUGUUUUGUUAUUAUUUGUUUAGUUUUUUGGUAAAUAACAAGUAUGAAUUGACUACUUUUGCUAGAGAAAUGAACUAGCCUUUGUGGAUGACAAA
Messenger RNA from Corylus avellana, 6453 nucleotides. Lineage: Eukaryota; Viridiplantae; Streptophyta; Magnoliopsida; Fagales; Betulaceae. The record is from RefSeq and is a predicted model, not a curated record.